This is a messenger RNA of Haplochromis burtoni (Burton's mouthbrooder), 11007 nucleotides long. RefSeq lists its product as uncharacterized. NCBI's taxonomy places the organism in Eukaryota, Metazoa, Chordata, Actinopteri, Cichliformes, Cichlidae. Gene Ontology annotation, molecular function: calcium ion binding. The record is from RefSeq and is a predicted model, not a curated record. Gene Ontology annotation, biological process: homophilic cell-cell adhesion. Gene Ontology annotation, cellular component: plasma membrane.
AUGAACAUGCCUCUGGUCAGCAGGCAGCGUGUUGUCAUUGUAAGUCAAAAUGCUGUGCAAAGGUACAUCUUACAAAAGAACAACCAUUUCAUUUUAUCAGUUGACAACAACAACGUCGAUCUUGUACUGGAAAAUAAACUCGAUCGAGAAAAGCAAAAGGAGAUUAAUUUACUCAUCACAGCUUUGGACGGUGGAUCUCCUCAGAGAUCAGGUACCGUAGUCAUACACGUCACUGUGCUGGAUGCUAAUGAUAACGCCCCAGUGUUCAGCCAGGCCGUUUAUAAAGCCAGUCUGCCUGAAAACUGUCCUUUAGAUACAACAGUGAUUAAAGUCAGUGCCACAGAUGCAGACGAAGGAGUGAAUGGAGAUGUAACGUAUGACUUCGGUCAUAUAUCUGACAGCGAUGAUAAAGUUUUCUCUAUUAAUCCUAAAACUGGAGAAAUUAAAGUGUGUGGUUUGAUUGACUAUGAAGAAAAAAGUUCUUUUGAAAUGAAAGUGCCUAAAGAUGGUUUAGGGUUAACAUCUUAUGCCAAAGUUAUAAUAGAUGUUAUUGAUAAUAAUGACAACUCGCCAGAUAUAUACCUGAAGUCACUGUCAAAUCCCAUUCACGAGAAUGUGCCACCUGGUACAGGUGGGAUCAUUAACGUGCAGGACAAAGACUCUGAGAAUAACCGACAGGUCCGCUGCUCCAUCCAGCAGGGUGUCCCCUUUAAGUUGGUUCCUUCUAUUAAAAACUAUUAUUCUCUGGUGACCACAGGACAACUGGACCGUGAACUAGUGUCUGAUUACAACAUUACAAUCACUGCCACUGACGAGGGCUCUCCACCUCUGUCCUCUUCUAAAAGUGUUCAGUUAUCUGUAGCUGACAUCAACGACAACCCACCUGUGUUUGAGGAACAGUCGUACAGCGCAUAUGUGAGUGAGAAUAACAAACCGGGCUCCACUUUAUGUUCCGUUAGUGCUCGAGACCCCGACUGGAGACAGAACGGUACAGUGGUUUAUUCUCUGUUAGCUGGUGAGGUGAACGGUGCCCCGGUGUCCUCCUAUCUGUCUGUGAACGGAGACACGGGUGUGAUCCACGCUGUGAGGUCGUUUGAUUAUGAACAGUUCAGGAGUUUUAAAGUCCACGUGAUGGCCAGAGACAACGGUUCUCCUCCUCUCAGCAGCAACGUGACCGUGAGUGUGUUCAUCUCAGAUGUGAAUGACAACUCUCCUCAGAUCCUGUACCCCUCCCCGGAGGGCAACUCCUUCAUGACCGAGCUGGUCCCCAAAGCUGCACACGGAGGCUCUCUGGUGUCCAAAGUGAUCGCGGUGGACGCGGACUCCGGACAGAACGCCUGGCUGUCCUAUCAAAUAGUCAAAUCCACUGAUCCGGGACUUUUUACUAUUGGUGUCCACAGCGGAGAGAUCAGGACACAGCGGGACAUUUCUGAAUCUGACAGCAUGAAACAGAACCUUGUAGUGGCAGUGAAAGAUAACGGACAGCCCUCUCUGUCUGCCACCUGUUCCAUGUAUUUACUUAUUUCUGAUAACUUGGCUGAGGUGCCAGAACUGAAGGAUCUGUCUUAUAAUGAGAGCAAUUCCAAACUGACCUCUUAUCUGAUCAUCGCGCUGGUGUCUGUGUCCACGUUUUUUCUGACUUUCAUCAUCAUCAUCCUGGGUUUGAGGUUUUGUCGCAGGAGAAAGCCCAGACUGUUGUUUGAUGGAGCAGUUGCCAUCCCCAGCGGUUAUCUCCCUCCUAAUUACGCAGAUGUUGAUGGCACAGGAACUUUACGCAGCACUUACAAUUAUGACGCGUACCUGACCACAGGUUCAAGAACCAGUGACUUUAAGUUUGUGACAUCAUACAAUGACAACACGCUGCCUGCUGACCAGACUCUGAAGAAAAGUCCAUCAGACUUUGCUGAUAUUUCACUGGAAUCUAUUGAGUUCCCUGAGAACCAGUUACGUUUGCAGACAUGUUUCUCCGUGUUUCAUCGUGAUAUUACACUUUGGAUUGUUGAAUCGGUUACGAAUCACGUUGUUGUUUUUGCUCUGGAAAGUGCAUCAGAAGCACUGCGGUCACGUUUUUGUAUCAGGAUGAGAGACAAAGGAUUUUCAGGCCCGAUCUAUUGCCUUGCUACGUUUAUUGUAACGAUGCGCCUCGUAAGCGGGGAUCUGAGUUAUUCUUUUGCCGAAGAGAUGAAACGCGACUUCGUUAUUGGAAAUAUAGCUAAGGAUCUCGGUAUUGACCGUGGAAGUUUUUCUUCACGACAGGCCCGUGUUGAUUUUGAAGGAUUUCGUAAAAUGUAUUGCGACAUUAACAUUAGUACUGGGGAUUUUACUAUGAUGGACAGAAUUGACAGAGAGAACCUUUGUGGCAAGAAACCUUCCUGUGUGUUAAAAGCAGAUCUAGUUUUGGAAAAUCCGUUGGAGCUUCAUCGUGUAAGUCUUCAUAUUCAAGACAUAAAUGACAACUCUCCACAAUUCAAAGAUCAUUUAAUUGAAAUGGAAAUAAGCGAGUUAGCAGAAAGGGGAAGUCGAUUUCCAAUAGAGCAGGCCCAUGACGCAGAUAUAAGUCAAAAUGCUGUGCAAAGGUACAUCUUACAAAAGAACAACCAUUUCAUUUGGCUGUUGAAAACAGUUGAACUUGUACUGAAGAAUAAACUUCGAUCGAGAAAAGCAAAAGGAGAUUAAUUUACUCAUCACAGCUUUGGAGGUGGAUCUCCUCAGAGAUCAGGUACCUUAGCUAUACACGUCACUGUGUUGGAUGCUAAUGAUAACGCCCCAGUGUUCAGCCAGCCGUUUAUAAAGCCAGUCCUGCCUGAAAACUUCCUUUAGAACACUUAGUGAUUAAAGCAGUAAGCCACAUGAUGCAGAUGAGGGAGUAAUGGAGAUGUGACUAUGACUUGGCAUGUAUCUGACAAGCGAAUAAAUGUUUUUCUCAUUAAUCCUAAAACUGGAGAAAUUAAAGUACUGGUGUGAUUGACUAUGAAGAAAAAAGUUUUUUUGAAAUGAGGUAAUGAAGCCUAAAGAUGGUUUAGGACUAACAUCUUAUGCAGAGUUAUAAUGAUUUAUACUGAUGUAAUGAUAAAUACGCAUCCUUAGUUACAUCUGAAACCUGACAAAUCCAUACCUGAGAAGUGCCCACCUGGUACAGAGGUGGGCAUCAUUAACGUGCAGGACAGAGACUCUGAGAAUAACCGACAGGUCCGCUGCUCCAUCCAGCAGGGUGUCCCCUUUAAGUUGGUUCCUUCUAUUAAAAACUAUUAUUCUCUGGUGACCACAGGACAACUGGACCGUGAACUAGUGUCUGAUUACAACAUUACAAUCACUGCCACUGACGAGGGCUCUCCUCUGUCCUCUUCUAAAAGUGUUCAGUUAUCUGUAGCUGACAUCAACGACAACCCACCUGUGUUUGAGGAACAGUCGUACAGCGCAUAUGUGAGUGAGAAUAACAAACUGGGCUCCACUUUAUGUUCCGUUAGUGCUCGAGACCCCGACUGGAGACAGAACGGUACAGUGGUUUAUUCUCUGUUAGCUGGUGAGGUGAACGGUGCCCCGGUGUCCUCCUAUCUGUCUGUGAACGGAGACACGGGUGUGAUCCACGCUGUGAGGUCGUUUGAUUAUGAACAGUUCAGGAGUUUUAAAGUCCACGUGAUGGCCAGAGACAACGGUUCUCCUCCUCUCAGCAGCAACGUGACCGUGAGUGUGUUCAUCUCAGAUGUGAAUGACAACUCUCCUCAGAUCCUGUACCCCUCCCCAGAGGGCAACUCCUUCAUGACCGAGCUGGUCCCCAAAGCUGCACACGGAGGCUCUCUGGUGUCCAAAGUGAUCGCGGUGGACGCGGACUCCGGACAGAACGCCUGGCUGUCCUAUCAAAUAGUCAAAUCCACUGAUCCGGGACUUUUUACCAUUGGUGUCCACAGCGGAGAGAUCAGGACACAGCGGGACAUUUCUGAAUCUGACAGCAUGAAACAGAACCUUGUAGUGGCAGUGAAAGAUAACGGACAGCCCUCUCUGUCUGCCACCUGUUCCAUGUAUUUACUUAUUUCUGAUAACUUGGCUGAGGUGCCAGAACUGAAGGAUCUGUCUUAUAAUGAGAGCAAUUCCAAACUGACCUCUUAUCUGAUCAUCGCGCUGGUGUCUGUGUCCACGUUUUUUCUGACUUUCAUCAUCAUCAUCCUGGGUUUGAGGUUUUGUCGCAGGAGAAAGCCCAGACUGUUGUUUGAUGGAGCAGUUGCCAUCCCCAGCGGUUAUCUCCCUCCUAAUUACGCAGAUGUUGAUGGCACAGGAACUUUACGCAGCACUUACAAUUAUGAUGCGUACCUGACCACAGGUUCAAGAACCAGUGACUUUAAGUUUGUGACAUCAUACAAUGACAACACGCUGCCUGCUGACCAGACUCUGAAGAAAAGUCCAUCAGACUUUGCUGAUCUUUGGAAGAUCUCGACUCAUGAGUUUUCGAGUGUUUUUCUUUGUAUUUUUUGUCCAAAGAUGGCACACAGUAGAAAUUCGGUGGCGGGCCUGCUAUACAGCUUUGCUUUCUUUCUUCAAUCCUUUCUCUUCGGCUAUGGAGAUGUGAGCUAUUCUUUUCCCGAGGAAAUGAUGACCGGAUCUGUCAUAGGAAAUGUAGCAAGGGACCUCGGACUGAACGUGGGGGAAUUAUCUGUUCGAAAGGCCCGCAUUGACAGCGAUCUGAACCGUAAACGGUAUUGUGACAUAAAUCCAAGCACUGGCGAUUUAAUUGUAGCUGAGAGGAUUGAUAGAGAGGCUCUUUGUGGCGAAAAGGCAUCUUGCAUCCUCAAAUCUGAAUUGGUCUUAGAGGCGCCACUUGUGUUACAUCGAAUUUCAUUACAAAUACAAGAUAUCAAUGACAAUCAACCUGUUUUUGCGAAAGACGAAAUAAAAAUAGAAAUCAAUGAAUUGGCUGUAAAGGGAUCCCGUUUCCGUAUUUUGGAAGCACACGAUCUCGAUAUUGGACAAAACGCUGUUCAAAGAUAUGUGUUGCAGACUAACAGUUAUCUAGUGCUGAAAAUGCAGACUAAAUUAGAUGGAGGCAGAUUUGCUGAACUAGUGUUGCAAAAGGAAUUGGAUCGCGAGGAACAGCGGGAAUUCCGAUUACUACUUACUGCAUUGGAUGGGGGCAGUCCUAAAAGAAGUGGCACGACUACCGUGCAUGUAAUUGUCUUAGACGCUAACGAUAACGCCCCGGUUUUUAGUCAACCUGUGUAUAAAGCCAGUCUUCCUGAAAAUUCUCCUUUAUAUACUGUAGUGGUUAAAGUGGCUGCAACUGAUGCAGAUGAAGGUCUAAAUGGUAAGGUGACUUAUGAGCUGAGUCGUAUAUCAGAGACUGGCAGAAGAGCAUUUGAUUUAAAUCACAUCACAGGAGAAAUAAAGGUAAUCGGACCUUUGGAUUUUGAAGAAGAGUCCGUUUAUGAAAUGCGUGUAGAUGCUAAAGACGGAUAUGGUCUUACCUCAGACUCAAAAGUAAUAAUUGAGCUGUCAGAUGUAAAUGACAACCCACGAUUAUUAAAAGUCAUUGUCUAACCCAUACCCGAGAACGCGUCACCUGGUACAGAGGUGGGCAUCAUUAACGUGCAGGACAAAGACUCUGAGAAUAACGGACAGGUCCGCUGCUCCAUCCAGCAGGGUGUCCCCUUUAAGUUGGUUCCGUCUAUUAAAAACUAUUAUUCUCUGGUGACCACAGGACAACUGGACCGCGAACUAGUGUCUGAUUACAACAUUACAAUCACUGCCACUGACGAGGGCUCUCCACCUCUGUCCUCUUCUAAAAGUGUUCAGUUAUCUGUAGCUGACAUCAACGACAACCCACCUGUGUUUGAGGAACAGUCGUACAGCGCAUAUGUGAGUGAGAAUAACAAACCUGGCUCCACUUUAUGUUCCGUUAGUGCUCGAGACCCCGACUGGAGACAGAACGGUACAGUGGUUUAUUCUCUGUUAGCUGGUGAGGUGAACGGUGCCCCGGUGUCCUCCUAUCUGUCUGUGAACGGAGACACGGGUGUGAUCCACGCUGUGAGGUCGUUUGAUUAUGAACAGUUCAGGAGUUUUAAAGUCCACGUGAUGGCCAGAGACAACGGUUCUCCUCCUCUCAGCAGCAACGUGACCGUGAGUGUGUUCAUCUCAGAUGUGAAUGACAACUCUCCUCAGAUCCUGUACCCCUCCCCAGAGGGCAACUCCUUCAUGACCGAGCUGGUCCCCAAAGCUGCACACGGAGGCUCUCUGGUGUCCAAAGUGAUCGCGGUGGACGCGGACUCCGGACAGAACGCCUGGCUGUCCUAUCAAAUAGUCAAAUCCACUGAUCCGGGACUUUUUACUAUUGGUGUCCACAGCGGAGAGAUCAGGACACAGCGGGACAUUUCUGAAUCUGACAGCAUGAAACAGAACCUUGUAGUGGCAGUGAAAGAUAACGGACAGCCCUCUCUGUCUGCCACCUGUUCCAUGUAUUUACUUAUUUCUGAUAACUUGGCUGAGGUGCCAGAACUGAAGGAUCUGUCUUAUAAUGAGAGCAAUUCCAAACUGACCUCUUAUCUGAUCAUCGCGCUGGUGUCUGUGUCCACGUUUUUUCUGACUUUCAUCAUCAUCAUCCUGGGUUUGAGGUUUUGUCGCAGGAGAAAGCCCAGACUGUUGUUUGAUGGAGCAGUUGCCAUCCCCAGCGGUUAUCUCCCUCCUAAUUACGCAGAUGUUGAUGGCACAGGAACUUUACGCAGCACUUACAAUUAUGAUGCGUACCUGACCACAGGUUCAAGAACCAGUGACUUUAAGUUUGUGACAUCAUACAAUGACAACACGCUGCCUGCUGACCAGACUCUGAAGAAAAGUCCAUCAGACUUUGCUGAUGUCUUGAUAAUCGAGACCUAUUCCCAGCGGAAGGGGCAUUUUUGUAUUCGUGUCAUUUUGGGUGAAAAAAUGGCCCUAAAAAGACAAGCCUCGCUCUGUUUUGUGUUCGGUUUUGCUCUGUUUUUCGAGAUAACCGCUGCGGACCUCAGCUAUUCUGCACCGGAGGAGAUGAGACCGGGAUCCAUUGUUGGGAAUAUUGCCAAGGAUCUCGGCCUGGAAGUAGCAAAAUUGUUCACUCGUAAAGCCCGGAUUGAUACAGAGGAAAACUACCAGCAUUACUGCGACAUUGACCUCAAGACUGGAAAUUUUGUCAUCAGGGAGAAGAUUGACAGGGAGGAGCUGUGCGGGGAGAGGCUUUCGUGCAUGCUUAAAUUUGAAUUAGUCGUUGAGAGCCCUUUGGAGCUGCACCGUAUUUCACUGCUUAUUCUGGAUGUAAACGACAAUUCACCAGUUUUCCCCAAAGAUACAGUUAAGUUGGAAAUAAGAGAAUCAGCAGUUAAAGGAGCUCGAUACCGCGUCAAUGAAGCACAUGAUGUAGAUAUUGGGCAGAACGCAGUCAAAGAAUACAGUUUACAAAAGAAUGACCAUUUUGUUUUAUUUGUUCGAGAAGAUGCUGAUGGGACUAAGAGCAUCGAGCUGGUGCUAGAUAAAGAGCUAGACCGCGUAAAGGAGCACGAUUUAAAUUUCAUCCUGACUGCAGUCGAUGGUGGAAAUCCACAGAGGUCAGGAAGUGCCGUUAUACACGUUACUGUGUUGGAUGCUAACGAUAACGCGCCAGUGUUUGACCAGGCCGUUUACAAAGCCAAUCUACCUGAAAAUUCAAAUCUUAACACUUUAGUUGUAAUUGUAAGCGCAACUGAUGCAGAUGAAGGAGUGAACGGAGAGGUGUCGUACGAAUUUAAUCGCAUCACAGAAAAAGCUAAAAGGGUUUUUUCACUGGACAGUAAAACAGGAGAGAUAAAGGUCACAGGAAUGCUUGAUUUUGAGACAAAUUCAAAAUAUGAGAUGCGUAUAGAGGCCAAAGAUGGUUAUGGGCUUUCAUCCGACGCUAAAGUAAUGAUCGAUAUCACCGAUGUUAAUGACAAUGCACCAGUAAUAUAUAUAAAGUCACUAAUGAACCCCCCUGCAGAGAACGUGCCGCCUGGUACAGAGGUGGGCAUCAUUAACGUGCAGGACAAAGACUCUGAGAAUAACGGACAGGUCCGCUGCUCCAUCCAGCAGGGUGUCCCCUUUAAGUUGGUUCCGUCUAUUAAAAACUAUUAUUCUCUGGUGACCACAGGACAACUGGACCGUGAACUAGUGUCUGAUUACAACAUUACAAUCACUGCCACUGACGAGGGCUCUCCACCUCUGUCCUCUUCUAAAAGUGUUCAGUUAUCUGUAGCUGACAUCAACGACAACCCACCUGUGUUUGAUAAGCAGUCGUACAGCGCAUAUGUGAGUGAGAAUAACAAACCGGGCUCCACUUUAUGUUCCGUUAGUGCUCGAGACCCCGACUGGAGACAGAACGGUACAGUGGUUUAUUCUCUGUUAGCUGGUGAGGUGAACGGUGCCCCGGUGUCCUCCUAUCUGUCUGUGAACGGAGACACGGGUGUGAUCCACGCUGUGAGGUCGUUUGAUUAUGAACAGUUCAGGAGUUUCAAAGUCCACGUGAUGGCCAGAGACAACGGUUCUCCUCCUCUCAGCAGCAACGUGACCGUGAGUGUGUUCAUCUCAGAUGUGAAUGACAACUCUCCUCAGAUCCUGUACCCCUCCCCAGAGGGCAACUCCUUCAUGACCGAGCUGGUCCCCAAAGCUGCACACGGAGGCUCUCUGGUGUCCAAAGUGAUCGCGGUGGACGCGGACUCCGGACAGAACGCCUGGCUGUCCUAUCAAAUAGUCAAAUCCACUGAUCCGGGACUUUUUACUAUUGGUGUCCACAGCGGAGAGAUCAGGACACAGCGGGACAUUUCUGAAUCUGACAGCAUGAAACAGAACCUUGUAGUGGCAGUGAAAGAUAACGGACAGCCCUCUCUGUCUGCCACCUGUUCCAUGUAUUUACUUAUUUCUGAUAACUUGGCUGAGGUGCCAGAACUGAAGGAUCUGUCUUAUAAUGAGAGCAAUUCCAAACUGACCUCUUAUCUGAUCAUCGCGCUGGUGUCUGUGUCCACGUUUUUCCUGACUUUCAUCAUCAUCAUCCUGGGUUUGAGGUUUUGUCGCAGGAGAAAGCCCAGACUGUUGUUUGAUGGAGCAGUUGCCAUCCCCAGCGGUUAUCUCCCUCCUAAUUACGCAGAUGUUGAUGGCACAGGAACUUUACGCAGCACUUACAAUUAUGACGCGUACCUGACCACAGGUUCAAGAACCAGUGACUUUAAGUUUGUGACAUCAUACAAUGACAACACGCUGCCUGCUGACCAGACUCUGAAGAAAAGUCCAUCAGAUUUUCUCGAGGCUUUUGGGGAGUCGGACGACCCUCCCCAGGUAAGAAAAGACUGAAAUAAGCUUCUUUUUGAGAAACGUGUGAUGUCAAUCUCUACAUCAUAUUAUCCAAUUUCGAGCAACCGUCUAUUUCAGUUACAUUUUUUUAAAUGCUAUUAUAUCAAAUGUUCUUAAGUAACAUUCAUCAAAGGCAAAUGUUUAGUUAACACCCCAUUCACAAUUAACUUGCCAGAACAUAUUGUCAGAAAAUACUCAACGAUUAUUAUUAUAUUUUUAAUCUUCUUAUCUAUCAGAUCAGUUUUCUUUUAGGUGUUGUUGCUUCACUGGCAUCAAUUUACUUUUUUAUCUAAUAACUUAGUAUGUUAUAUGUCAAUUAGAAAUAGUUUAAUUAUAUUGUUUUGUCUUCCUAAUAUUUUUCUUAUUGAAAGAUGAAAAAGUUUAACUGUCUACUUACUUUUUAGAACCCCAUCCCUUCUUUAAGAUGUUACUUGUUUUUUACUUUCAGCAAUGGAUCAUCUUCAGAUUAAUUAUUAUUGCACUCUCAGUAGAUAAUUAUCUGAGUAAUAACUCUCUUUGAACACAUACCGUAAGGCCAUAAACAGACAUAAGAAAAGCCAAAAGGAUUCUCCCAGAAAGCUUUAGCUCAUCUGUUUAUGGAGAAAUAUUUAAAACAAUAGUCAUUGUGCUUUCAGAGGAGGAUCAUUGCUUAAUACAAGUAUAUUGUGUUUCUUUUUUGGCAAGUCUGCUAAAAUUGCCCUAUACUACAUGCAUCCCUUGAAUAGUUUGAUUCCAAGUUAGUACAGUUUUCCAAGUUUAUUAAAGUUAUGUUUUAACUGCGACCAACAGUAAUGUGCAUGCUCUUUGGACUAGAGGUGCUGCCAUAUGACUAAUGAUUUGUUACUUUUACUUUUCUUCAUUUAAAAUGUUGUAACAUACUGGCAAAGACUGUAUUUUUCUUUUAUACAAACUGAGCGUAAGGACUUGUUUGAGUAGACUCUGUCCAUGGUGCUGAACACAUAGAAGGCAACCAUACGGAAAGUAGUUUGGAGACAAAUUUUACAUGCUGCUAUUUUCAUUAAAAUUUACUUGCAGAGAAAAUGUUAAGUUUAAUCGCAGUUUAAGCUAAAUAACACAAUAUUGCAAUUUUGUAGAUAAAUGCUAAAUACUGCGUUCACUGGCGUUAAAACAACGUUAUAAGUGUGCACUGCAACACGGUUUUACUUACUUCCAUCACAGCACUUAACAGAUUCUUUGAUCCUAGCAGAAACUGUGGCUGUAGUUACUUGCUUUAAUGAAAUUAAUACAAUUUAACAUAUUAAGGUGCUUAAUUGUGUUUAUAUGGGAAAUAGUUGCAUGACGUCAUUAACCUGUCAAUCUGGUAUUUUACCAGAUGUUCUGUCUGAAAUGAACACAUCGUGUCGCUGUCUACCAGAUUACUUUGAAACAUUGUAACGUCAACGCCAUCGUCUCCACCCAUUGUUCCUGCGCUUUGUGUUGGAAGGAACCAUUGGAUUGCAGUGCUGAUUUCUGUAUUUGGAUUUGUUUAAUUCACUCCAUCGCAAACGCGUUCGAGAGAUGAACUAACUCCGUUGUAUCUUUUCUUUGCUGGCGGAUGUUUCUGUUUUUGUAAUUAUGGAAUACGGUGGAUUUUUAGAGCCUGGCCUGAUUACCCUCUUUGUCGUCUGUAUACUUGCGCUGCAAUCAGUGUGUACUGAAGUAAGCUAUUCUAUCCAAGAGGAGCUGAAACCA